AUGACGCCUGUCGGAAUAUUUGCCGGAAUAAUCCUUCUGUUGGCCAUAUAUUGUGCAGUGGACCCAUUCAAGCACAGUCCAAUUUCUGGAUUCCCGAACUUUGAAGCUUUUAAGGUGGAAUUAACACCGUGGUCUGAAAUACCUGUUGAAAAAGACACUGAAAAUUUGCUCCAGAAAUCGGAAAUCAAGUUCUUGAAUGAAGUGCAAGGACCGGAGAGCAUGGCAUUCGAUCCAAUGGGUCGUGGCCCGUACACUGGUGUGGCUGAUGGGAGAGUUAUAUUUUGGGAUGGCCAUAAAUGGACUGAUUUUGCUUAUACUUCGGCUAAUAGGUCUGGCCUAUGCGAUCCAAAACCAUCGAUUAUGAACUAUUUGAAGAAUGAGCACAUCUGUGGCAGGCCUCUGGGGCUAAGAUUUGACAAAAGAACAGGUGAUCUAUACAUUGCGGAUGCAUAUUUUGGGUUAAUGAAAGUCGGGCCUGAAGGUGGCUUAGCAACAUCACUGGCAACUGAAGCCGAAGGAGUUCGACUGGGAUUUACAAAUGACUUGGACACUGAUGAUGAAGGGAACAUUUAUUUCACAGAUAGCAGCACUAAAUACCAAAGAAGGAACUUUCUGCAGUUAGUUUUUUCUGGAGAAAAUAGUGGGAGGGUGCUUAAAUACAAUCCACAUACAAAAGAAACCACCGUUCUUUUUCGGAAUCUCCAAUUUCCAAAUGGACUGUCCCUAAGUAAGGACGGUUCAUUCUUCGUUUUCUGUGAGGGUUCGGUUGGAAGGUUGCGAAAGUACUGGUUGAAAGGUGAAAAAGCAAGGACCUCCGAGGUAAUGGCUGUGCUGCCUGGCUUUCCUGAUAAUAUCCGAACAAAUGAAGAUGGUGACUUUUGGGUAGCAAUUCACAGUCGAAGAACCAUAUAUGCUCAUUUAUUGGCUUUAUACCCAAAACUCAGAUUGUUCUGGCUGAAGCUUCCAAUUCCUGUGAAGCUCCAUUUUCUGAUGCAACUUGGAGGCUCUCCAGCAGUGAUCGUGAAGUACAGCCCUGAAGGUAAACUUUUAAAGAUUUUGGAGGACAGGCAAGGAAAAGUAGUUAAAGUUGUGAGCGAAGUCGAGGAGAAGGAUGGAAAGCUUUGGAUUGGAAGUGUCUUGAUGCCAUUUGUUGCAGUUUACAAAUUAGACUAA
Fraxinus pennsylvanica is the source of this 1173-nucleotide messenger RNA. The record is from the annotation of a GenBank genome assembly. NCBI's taxonomy places the organism in Eukaryota, Viridiplantae, Streptophyta, Magnoliopsida, Lamiales, Oleaceae.